CUGUCAGAUCCGUGUUAUGUUUUGACUUUGCUCGCAAUUUAUUUAUGAAAUCGUUAUUAUUCCUCUUAGUAAAUUACGAAUUAUAUUCGUGUAUUGGUCCACAUUCAUUUGCCUUUAGAAAUUUCAGUAUGAAACCUAUGAAAGUGGAAUUAUACAACGCUAUUGUAGCAGACUUUAAUAGGCUCCCAUCGUAUGGGCGUAAAGCUGAGAAUGAAUUAAAGAAAAAGUACCAAAAUUUACCACCAGCUACACUGGGCAGCAUUAUAUCACUGUUGGUGCAGAGAUCAAUGAAACAGAGCUAUAGGAAGUCUCCAUUAAUAUCCAGUAGAUAUUAUGAACUGUAUGAAGGACUAAUGAGAGACAAGUCUGCAGAAGAUGGUGUUCUUUUACAGCUUUCGGACAACCAAGGAAUAAGCCCAGCCCUGUUUGCAAGAUCUCUCUUGCAGAAUGUUUACUCGGACUCGUCCAUGGUCAAGAAGUGCUUCAAAGAUACCACAUUGAUUGAAGACAAGGAACUUGCCUAUCAAGUCUUUCUGGCCACCAUGAAUGAUAACCAGUAUGGCCCAUAUGCAGACAUCAUAAAACAGUCAAUUGGAUUAGAAUAUGAGUUACGACUAGAAAAAGAGUUAAGAUUGAUGAAUAUAACAUUCUCUGAUGAAAAUGUAUUGAGGUCUCGGGGUUAUGAUAAGACCCCUGAUUUCAAACUUGAUGUACCCAUAGCAGUAGAUGGCUUUAUUGUUCAUUGGGUAGAAAGUAAAGCAUUAUUUGGUGAUGAAGAAAACCAUUCUGGGUAUUUAAAGGAUCAAUUAAUGGCUUAUUGGAACAGAUUUGGUCCAGGAUUAGUAAUCUAUUGGUUUGGGUAUCUAGAAACACUGGACUCCACCCCAGAAGUAAAUAAGAUGUUUAUUUUAAGAACUAAUUUUCCAAAAAAAGAAAGUAUUACUCAGUACAAGAUGGACUUUGAUGUGUAGUAAUUUUACGAAAUUGUAUAUUUAGCUUGUAAUAAAAUAAUUUUUUAAUG
Molecule: messenger RNA, 1021 nt
Organism: Cydia fagiglandana
Lineage: Eukaryota; Metazoa; Arthropoda; Insecta; Lepidoptera; Tortricidae
Product: CDAN1-interacting nuclease 1
Exons: 5
Coding region: 45-971 (308 amino acids)
Source: RefSeq, a predicted model, not a curated record